Cylicocyclus nassatus is the source of this 864-nucleotide messenger RNA. Lineage: Eukaryota; Metazoa; Nematoda; Chromadorea; Rhabditida; Strongylidae. The record is from the annotation of a GenBank genome assembly.
AUGGGACGGACCCUCAUCAUUCGUGGUAAAAAAGUUCCAUCACGAAGCGUGGGAGGCGUCGGCUUUGUCGUCCACCCAUCUAUCGUCCAUCUUGUCGAUUCGCACGAGAUCCUAUCAUCUCGACUAGGCAUCCUACAACUACACCCUCCACGUCAGAAGACCAUCAGCAUCAUCAACUGCUACUCGCCAACAUCAGCAGCUGACGACUCAGAACUAGAUGCUUUCUACGAAGAUGUGGAGGAGGUCGUCCGCAACGAGAAGUCCUUUCAUAAGUUUAUUGUGGGCGACUUCAACGCGAAAAUCGAGAUGCCACUGGAAAACGAAUAUAGGAUCGGGAAGUUUGGAUAUGGGCUCCGGAACGAAAACGGUAACGGUCUUGUUGGGCUUCUUUCCGCCGCACGACUUUUCCAUGGAAAUUCCAUUUUCAUGAAGACAGAACAUUGCCGGUGGACUUGGGAAUCGCCCAACGGAACGACUCAUGCGGAGAUCGAACACAUUCUCAUCAACCGAAGGUGGAGCUUGCUCGAUGUCUCAGUAGUUCCAUUUUUCUGCAUUGGCUCCGAUCACCGCCUCCUUCGAGCGAAGGUACGAUUCAGUCGAAGGCUGGAAAAGCUGGAGGAGCUCAUAUCAAGUUGUGACUGGCCCAUCGAAGAGGAACCAACGUACGACUACGACAGGCUUCUGAAAGGAUUGCGAGCUUGCGGAGAGUGCGCCUCAGUGACUUCCGAGAAGAACGUGGAACGCAUGUCGAAGACCACCAAGGAAAUGCUCGAAAGAAGAAGAUUUUUGAGGCAGGAUCCGAAUGCCACCCAUCUCGAGCAACUGAUAACCAACGCCAGUUGCAGCUUGGAGCCAGCUUUGUAG